This is a messenger RNA of Thamnophis elegans (Western terrestrial garter snake), 771 nucleotides long. It is a transcript of the gene MED28, whose product is annotated as mediator complex subunit 28. The record is from RefSeq and is a predicted model, not a curated record. NCBI's taxonomy places the organism in Eukaryota, Metazoa, Chordata, Lepidosauria, Squamata, Natricidae. The coding region runs from base 16 to 711 and encodes 231 amino acids. The transcript has 4 exons. Gene Ontology annotation, cellular component: mediator complex.
UAUCUAUAUAUUUCCAUGGAGGCCCAAACAAAACGCCUUUUCCGCCCUCGAGGCCCCACCCGAGUCUUCGUCUCGCGAUAUCAUGACGUGCCGGUUUUCGUCUCGCGGUUUCCUUUCUUCCUGCGCCUGCGCAAUCUCUCCUUCAACUUCCCCUCAUUUACUAUGGCCGCUGGACUGAGUGGGAUGUUUGGGAACCAGGCCCCGGUGCCUCCCCCGCCACCUCCUCCGGUGGCCCCCGGAGGUCAGGGGCUCGCGGGACUCCUUCCUCCGAACCCCACGGGUCCGCGAAACCCCAUCGGUACCCUUGUGGAUGAUUUGGAGGCUUCUUUUGAGGCUUGCUUUGCGUCCCUUGUAAGCCAAGAUUAUGUAAAUGGUACAGAUCAAGAAGAAAUUAGAACUGGUGUUGAUCAAUGUAUCCAGAAAUUUUUAGAUGUUGCACGACAAACAGAAUGCUUUUUUCUACAGAAAAGGCUACAAUUAUCUGUCCAGAAACCAGACCAAGUGAUUAAGGAGGAUGUUUCAGAACUGAGAAAUGAAUUGCAGCGGAAAGAAACACUAAUUCAGAAACACUUGGGAAAACUUCGCCAUUGGCAACCAAUUUUAGACGAUAUUAAUAUCCAGCAGAAGAAACCUACUGAGAUGCCUCAGGGACCUCUAGCUUAUCUAGAACAAGCUUCAGCCAAUAUUCCUGCACCCCUCAAGCAAACGUGAAAAGAAGCAUCAUUGAAAUGCCAGAAUAAAGUUUGCCAGACCUUCAUAAGUAACAUUUUA